Daucus carota subsp. sativus is the source of this 2232-nucleotide messenger RNA. RefSeq lists its product as uncharacterized. The transcript is spliced from 12 exons. The record is from RefSeq and is a predicted model, not a curated record. Bases 203 to 2062 code for a protein of 619 amino acids. Lineage: Eukaryota; Viridiplantae; Streptophyta; Magnoliopsida; Apiales; Apiaceae.
GGUGGUGAACCAAAGACUUGCAGCUUAAUGGAUCCUACUUGAAGACUUUUUGUCUCUUCUUUCCUUGAUGUCCAGCCACAUACACAUUCUGCCAUCCAAUCCUAAGUUGAGAAAUAUAGUAUGCACACGGAAACAACCGGAAUCAUUUCGUGUAUAACUUAAACAAACAAUUCUACUUACUCUAUAGCAAUUCCUAUCUCCAAUGCCAGGAACUAUCCAUGUUUCAGUGUUAGAGUUCAAGGGGAUAGCUUCUUCAUCACCCCCUUCAUCCGUUUUUCUCAAGGUUUCAUUGGGGAAAACUGAGUAUCAAACAUGGGACAAAGGAGAUUUCUCUUUUCCAUUAACCACAUUGCGGGACUCUUUGACUGUUACGAUUCAAGAUCCUGAGGGGAAUGAGAUAUCAAAGAUAGGUGUCCAUUCGAUGGCUAUCGUGGAGAAGGGCAUCUGGGAUGACUUAUUUCCCCUCCAAGAAGGUGGACAUGUGCAUAUGAAGCUGCAAUUUAAUCUCAAUGAAGAGGAGCGCAGCCGAAUACGUGGCAUGAGAGAAUUAGCAUUGAAAAAGAAGCAACUGGAAGAGCUCAGUAAAGAUACACGAUAUUUCAAUAUGGCAAGUGAUGCCAGUGAUUCAGUUGCAUCUUCUCCCAUCAACAAUGAGGUCUCAGGAAAGGAAUCUGCUUUACCAUAUUCUGAUACAAUUUCCAGGAAUUUACAGUCUAACAAUGGAAAAGAAGAAGCUCUUCUACAGAAGCAUAUAGCCCCAAAUGCUACAGAUAAUAGUGAAGAGUCUUCGUCUUCUAAAAUGUCACUGAGGACUGAAGUUCAACAUUUGCCAGUAAGAAAAAAUGACACGCAUCCCCAUCUUUCACAAAACAAUUCAUUGAUUUCAGGAGGUACUGAAUCAGUUGCAAAAAUAAAGCCAGUUCUCUUGAGGAUGGAGGAUACUCCGGCUGGUAAACAUGAGAAGCAGUUUCCUCAGAGGAAACCAGCGAGUAGCAUAAUGAAAAUGAUAAAUGCCUUCGAAACUACCCUAGUUCAGGAAAAGAAGACUCCUAUACAAGUUCCAUCCAAGUCUCAAUCAAAUAGAGCUAGGAAGGAAGGUCUAUUGAAAGAUCAGGUCGUAUCCAAUGUUAAAGAACCAGAACCAAACUCUGAAAGGCCAGAAUAUCUGACAGAUUUGAGGCUAGAACAGAUAGGAAGUGAAGAAGUGUCGAGUUCAGGAAGGCUCUUAAGUCCACCCCAAAUUAGCUCUGAAAAGCUCAGAAGACCUACUAUUUUGGGGAAGCUGCAACAGUUACCUCCAGAUAGCAUGAAUAAAGGAAAGCAUAUUGGUGAUAUUAAAUCAUCUGUAGCCACUAGACAGUUAAUUGUAUCGAGUAUAUCAAAUGCAAUAAAGGUCGAAUCAGCAGAAGCAGAUGCAAUUAUGAAGAUUAAAUCAGAAUCAAAUAAGGACCAGGAUCAUUCUUCUACAGAUGAGAGAUCAUCUGCUUCAAAAGCAUCAAGUGUUCUAAAGCAAGAGGAGAAGGGUUCAGUUCAACUCCAACCUUCUGAUGUAUAUGCUUGGCAGGAAGGCUCUGAAAAGUUUUCAUUUUUUAAGGGAUUGAAGGAAGUCAAAUCUGAAUAUUUAAAUGAAUAUCUUGGGUCUUCAAAUGAAAAACAGAAAACAGUAGCACCUCAUGAGGAUGAGCAACAUCAGCAUGGAAGUUCCACUGCAUGGAUAUUCCCAAAUGAUGCACGGCGUAUGUGUGUAACAUCUGGGGUUACUGCAGUAAUUGACUCGUAUGAUGGUUGCCACACUGAAGGAAAGCACGCAGUAGGACCAGAAGAGAUGAAAGAAAGUGAAACUGACACACUAAAUUUGAGAAAUAGCAAGCCAGAAUGCUGGGCGGAUAAUGCAUUUACAGGAUCAGUGAAACAUGCAAUAAAAAUUGCAAUUGUUGUAGGGUUCGGGGCACUUGUUCUCUUCACCAGACAAAGAGAGCCCAGAAGAAGUAACAGAAAAGCAGAGGAUCCUUUCUUCAGCAGUUUACCUUACACAGGUCUUCAAACAUCAGUUGAGAAAUGAGACCCCCUCCCCCUCGAGCAGAAUUUUGUACAUUGACCUUUUUCAGUAACAUUUUGGUCUACCUUAUGACAAUUAUUUCUUGAAACACAAUUUAUGGUGAAUGUCCAUCGGGACGAGGCAUAUACAUUCUUUUUCAGUAUAUGUAACCGAAGUGGCUGAUUCCAGUUGAA